This is a messenger RNA of Dalotia coriaria, 5461 nucleotides long. It is a transcript of the gene Shrm, whose product is annotated as shroom. Gene Ontology annotation, molecular function: actin filament binding. The transcript has 10 exons. The record is from RefSeq and is a predicted model, not a curated record. Gene Ontology annotation, biological process: cell morphogenesis; actin filament organization. Bases 223 to 4734 code for a protein of 1503 amino acids. Gene Ontology annotation, cellular component: apical junction complex; apical plasma membrane; cortical actin cytoskeleton. Lineage: Eukaryota; Metazoa; Arthropoda; Insecta; Coleoptera; Staphylinidae.
CCGAAGGAGCACCUCUUCGCGGCGCGGUCAAAACGGCCGAAGAGACGGGCAGCAGAGCGCAAGUAAUGCGUGCGCGCAUGCACCGCGUGCUGAGUUAAAAUAAGUGGGUGAAUAUGUGCCGGCGCGCAAGCCCACAGCCGGCCGCUGUAAAUCGACGACGUGCUAUCGUGUGAAUUAUGGCGAUUCGGUGACAUUUUGAUUGCAAACAGUGACUGUUAUACCAUGGAAGGGCUGCUGCAUCACUCGUACAGUUCGACGUUGAACUUUCUGAAAGGACGCGGACAAGAUAAUGCCAAGCAUAAGAAAAUACCCAAGUCCGAGCCGAAAGCCACCAAUAUGCUGACAAGAUGGUUGCGUGACCUGCGCGGCAGCACCAUACUGCGUUCGAAUUCUAACCUCGAAGAUCAAUCGCCAACCCUCAGCACGAAACAAAAAACUAUUCAAGUGUCCAGAUCGCAGUCGACUUUAGUGGCGCACAAACCAACAAGGAAGAAGAACAACGACAAUCGUCGAUAUUCCUUCAAUGAUCACGCAUUGCAAAAUCAGAAAAGAACUAGAGUGCAGUGUAAUGGGUACGAAUCGAAACGCAGGACACGCAAAGAUAUUUACGCGGAUAGCAUAAUGAUGCCAUCGCGUUCGACGCCGAAUCUGCAGCAGGAGACGCAGUCAGGCACUAAGCUGUACAGGAGUUCGUCAAGGGAUGCAGAGUCGCCACCUCCAGCACCUCCUGUUCGUGACUCUUCCACACUGAAAUCAGUGAAGUAUGGACCGGGACAUGAAAAAUUUCCAUCGUGGCCGGUGCCAGCAGCAGCUGAGACUCCACAUGCAUUGCGUGGACCGCCAAGUGGAGGCUCCCAUCGGUCGAAAUCCUGGACGGAUCACACUAACUACCCUAAGGAACAGGUUGUCACGUACACUAGACCGUACAUGAAGCGGCAACACUCGCAAACACAACAGAAACUCAAGACAGUGAUGGAACGCUGCGAAAAAAUAAACGGCGACUCGUAUGAGCGACGUCUUUACCUGCCACACGUCGAUCGCGACGGUAAACAGCUGGGGGAUGCAGAUUACGUUGUCCCCUCACCUCCGGAACGUGACACGUGCAAACCGCAGCUGACCCAAGCGGAUCUUGAACAGUACGCGCAUUUGUAUCAGCAGGAAACGUCGGAAAACAAUAAAUAUCCGGCUGGGCAGACGGAGCUCGAAAGUUUUAUCAAAUACUCGCUGUAUCCGCAUUCGAACGGGGUGCGUGGUGAAGAUGGUAUCUUAAUGCAUCUACAAGCUCAUCAGAAACAAUUAUCCUACGCUCAGAGUGAAGGAUAUCAUAGUUAUGUGAGCAGUGCUGAUUCUACGUCGACGCCAUUCUUGGAUCGACUGCGGAGAGACAGUGACGCUGUUCCCGGAAGAUGGUCGGACGAUGAUAAUAGACGUGAAGGCCGCGACAGUGUGGUGACGACCAGUUCGGGAAGUGCCUCGUCGAGUGAAACUCUCAAGUGGCAUGGAUCGAUGAGUGAUGUGUCGAUUGCUAGCAGUUGCACUCACUUGGCAUCCAACAAGCAGUUGAUUGCACAUAGUGCUCGAGUGCAAACGCCGCAGCGGCAUCAUUCCGAAAGUGUGCUCUUCAUGUCGAGCGGAACCAAUGAUGCAAGUCCCGAAGGGUGGAAGCACAAAGAAUCGAGAAAGAACAACGCCAACAAGUUGAAGCUGUUCCCUGUUAAUACUUACACAGUGAAAGAUGAUUUGCCAUCUAAUCGAUUGUCCGAUUCGUUAACGGUCGCUGAUCGCAUCAACGAACUGGAAAAGCAACAAAAGUACUCAUACUUGGAUCCGGAUAAAAAGCACAAGAUUCCGGAUCCGACACUCAAAGCCAUACAGAAAAAGGCCUUGCUCUCGUUCUACGAGCGGCAUCAGUCGAACAAAACCAACUGGCGGUCGGAACCACAACUCACGCCGGCCACGCCGCUUGCGGCCAAUGCGACUCAAAGUGUGAAUCCGCAGCCGCAACCGCAGCGUCACCAAACUCAGUUACCCUCGCGGCGUGCUUCUUCCGCUUCCGAUUAUUCGUCGAAUAACGUUUCGAAGCGAAGCAGUAUGGCGCCGAAACAUCAACACAGCAACUCCUACGGCAGUUUGACGACGGAUUUGUUGGGCCCAAUCAUUAUGGGACCCUCCAUUUCUUUGGAUGAUUGGGUGCCGGAACGGCCUCCCAAGAAUCCGCACUUGCGCACUGCGUACCCCGAUCUGUUUCGGGAACAGCGCGUGCCCAGCCCUGACUUGCCACCUCCUCCUCCACCAACCGAAUUGGACGAGGAAGUGUUCGCCAAUGACGAUCCACUACCACCACCGCCGACCGAAUUAGAAGCAGAGGCUUGGAAUGAUCAAGAACGGUUACAGGCAGGGAACGCACUGAAUGGGGGUGGAAAUAGUAUUCGGGAAAAUACGAGUAGUCAUCAAUAUAGUGCGCAACAAGUGCCUGCUCCACAGGUGGCUGUGUCAUCGGCAAACUAUGUAAACGAAGAUGAUAUGAAGAAACAUAUUGUGGGAUUGCCGGAGAGCGGAAAAAAAUCCGCCAGAGAACAACUGGGCAUUACUGUCACUCGAAGUCCAAGCAAAAGAGUGGUUGGUUCUGUAGCGGUGAAUCAAAAGGUGGGCAGUAGUAAACCCAUGAGAGCUGAACCACUCUUUGACAAGAAACCAGUAGUUAAACUACAACAACGCGCUUCUUUCGCGGAGAGUUCCUCGAAGGACUGUCCGCCUCCAUUGCAACCAAGGCAAAUGCGAGUUAAUCAAAGCAUGAGGGCCAAAAUGUCAGACCACAGACCCAAGGCUGUGGCCUUGCGGAUAUCGCCAUCAACGGAGAGUCAAAAGCAACAUAUGAUGAAGCCUACAUCGCCUGGUUCUCCUAAUUAUCAAAAAAGUCAGUCCAAAGCAUCUUAUUUGGCGUCCCGAAGAGAACGCGAAAGAAUCGUACCGGAUUCGGAUACAGGAAGUUACAAACGCACCAUUUCCCCCAAUGGCCACGCGAUUGCCAACGAUUAUCAGCAAACACAAUGCCCGAAGGAGACCAUCCUCAAGAAGAACAACAACAAUGUCAACAUCAUUCGACGCGCUUCGAUGAACGACAAAUCGAUGAAGAUCGAAGAAAAGGAGAAGCAUCCGAUCAUUCUACCCGACGUGCUUCCGGUGAAUGUGAAGAUGAUGGCUCCGUGUUAUCUGUCACUGCCGCCCGCUAGCAUCGACGGUGUGAAUGGCAUUAACGGUUUUAAUACCACGAACGGCAACAAGAAAUCGCCGAAAGCAAGUCCGCCGAGUUCUCCAAGCAAAAGUCCGUACAAUUCUUUAAGGUGUACAUUGAUAUCAACACCACCAUUUGUACAAACACCUCCCACACCACCAGCGAGUCCACGAAUUGUUACUCGUCCUGUGUUGACUGCCGAAAGAACUAGGACUACUUUACGCACGCCAUCAACUUGUUCACCUGCCUCGCCACGUUCGCCAAUUUCACCAGUGUCUAGAGGUUCACCGGCUGCAAGUCGUUCGCCUACAACCGGAAGCCCUCCUGCGCUUCCAAGUUUACUAUUUUCUGUUUCCUCACCUGUUAAAACAUCACCACCUACCACUCCAACUUCACCUGUGCCUACCACUAUAUCAGUAGCACCUCGCAUUCCAGAAAGUCCAAAAGAAAUAAAACCAACGGAAACUGAUACAAAGCCGGCUGAGAAGGUGGAGGCUGAACCACCACCUGUUGCAACCCUGGUGCCACAUCAAAGGAAAAAGUUGCAGGAAGAAAUUGACUGCGAACGACUUUCCGAAGACUUUGUGAAUCAAUUGCCUACGUCUGCUAAACUCAAGGAUAUCUUGGUUCAAGGUCCUGAUUAUAAGAAACCUACUGAUUAUGUGAAUGGGCUAUUCAAGCUUGAGAUUACCUCGCGGCCUAGGCCAGCCAAUUCGCCGUUUAGCAGAAGCCGGACAAAUACACCAAGCAGCAGUCCGCCACCAUCGAGCACGAUUCACAAUGCGAAUUCAACGUCAACCAUUAGUGAAUCGCCUUCGGCAUUGUUGCGUCUGGAACCGGUUAGUCCGUUGUCAGCUACGUCGCCUUAUUUCACCACCUCCGAGCCAAAAGCACGUCUUCUCACCAGAUACAGUCAAGACAUGAACCACCUAAAUAUUGUAAAGGAUACCAAAGAUCUCAGUCAGAAGAAGGAUGAAUUAAUUAGUCGCCUAGAUAGAAAAUUGGAAGUGCUCCGGAGUGAGCAACUCGACUUAACAGAAGAGUGCCGCAUCAAUGAGGAACUGGGACAAAAUGUCGAAGAUCAUGUGCAACGUUUAGCACGGCCACACGAAGCUUCGAAAUUUCGGCUGCACGUUGAGGAAGUGGGCAAAAUUACUAGUCUACUGCUGAGUCUGUCUGGAAGAUUGGCUCGCGCCGAAAAUGCAUUGAUGUCAACGUACGAAGAUUAUGCUGAACGGCGAAUUUUGGAAACAAAACGGAACAAAUUACUGGAUCAACUAGAAGAGGCUAAGAAACUAAAAGAAUGCAUCGACAAGCGUAGUUUGAGUGUAUCAACGAUACUUAACAAGUACCUUAGUUCCGAAGAGUACGCCGACUACGACCACUUUAUCAAUAUGAAGGCGAAACUUUUGAUGGACUCCAAGGAGAUAGCUGACAAGAUCAAACUAGGCGAGGAGCAGCUCACGGCGCUGAAGGAGACGCUUAUCAUCGGCUCGUAGGUCGACAAUGCUUUCAAUCAUUUUUAUUGCUUAACGUGCCUAGUCCAGUAACGAUUCCUUCGCUUUGUAUUGUCUUGGAGAACUGCGCGUGUGCUUCGCUGAUGAGUGGCAACGAAAUGCAAUUUGAUGUGAACCUCGCAAAUGCCACCUCUGAUAUUUUGCCAAUAAUCUGGUAAUAAUUCCUACUCGACCAUCUCUUACCAUUUAACCCGAAAUGGCUAAGACGAUGGCCAACAAUCCAGAUUACAACCUCCCACACGCGUGGGUCUUACAUGCGACACUUAAUGCGCAUUUUUACUUAUUUAUUUUAUAGGCUGUUAUAUAUGUUUAGAAUGUGCGCAGGUUUUACUUCUUUGCGUAGUUAAGGAUCGUAUUAUUUACACUCAUAAAUAUACAUCUUCCUAUCGAGUAUUUAAUAAUGCAGCUAAAUCACAGAAACAUGUGUUUUCUUUUUAUAUUGCGCCACGAAUGUGUAUAGGUUUACGAAUAGAAUGGUGCUCUGGCAACUGAAAUUAUGAUGCAUUAUGUACGAAUAAGGUGUUACUUAACAAUUGUGAUCGACUAUAUAUAAAUAUAUAAAUAUAAUAUUAGUUUUACAAUUACACAUAAUAAUGUACGAUUUACAUGCACACUGCAGUUUGUUGUAAGAGAAUACGUUUGUAACUUCCAGUAUAUAAGAAAGCUUUGUGCCUAGCUGCUUGCAAUAAAAUUCAUCCAAUUUUAUAAA